GCCCAUUCUAUCAAAUCAAUGGGCCUCAGUCCAGAAAACUCGAUGUCCAAUUUGUCAAGCAAUUGUUUUGGGCUAGAUUUAUUUGUGACAUAUGGCUGCAUAAUUAUGUUGGAGUGGGGCUAUUGUUUCCACAUUUGGAUUAAAGUAUUUAAAUAACAUAAUUAAGUGAAGUUGACGUCACCCACAAAGGGAAUUCAACUUCGAAAAGACAGCUGUAUAAUAUUUCCAUAUAAAAAAAAAGAAUAUAAAAUGAAAUUUAAGAAAAAAAUAUCUAGCGGUAACCCCACCCAACCAUCUUUUACACAAACCAGAAACCCAGAAAUACACGCACUGAAGGUGAAACCACGCGCACACAGACACACACUCACACACCGCAUGGUGUCAGAGAACACAAAGCCAGCGGAAGGCUUCUUCUUGGAUCCUACAGGCAUGGCUUUGCCGAACGUCGGCUUGUUUUCCUCUCCCGCAACCGGUGACACGCCGUCGCCGUUGGAAGACCCGAGCAAGAAGAUCAGAAAGCCAUACACCAUUAGCAAGUCGCGCGAGAGCUGGUCCGAACCAGAGCACGACAAGUUUCUCGAAGCACUCCAGCUAUUCGAUCGAGAUUGGAAGAAAAUCGAAGCAUUUAUUGGAUCGAAGACAGUUAUUCAGAUACGUAGCCAUGCACAGAAGUAUUUUCUUAAAGUUCAAAAGAGUGGAACCAAUGAACAUCUACCUCCACCUCGACCGAAAAGGAAGUCUGCUCAUCCUUAUCCACAAAAAGCUUCUAAAGCCGCUCCGGUGGUUUCACCAGAGGUAUCAUCGUUCCAAGCGUCACCUUCUUCAGCAUUCAGACAUCCUGAUGCUGCUGUGCCAAUACCUGUCUUGACAGAUAAACCUGUGCAGAAUAAUACUUUUCCACAUGCUGAAGGUAAUACCAGAUCUGCUGGACAGCCUCUGGCCAAUAUUUACCCUUGCAGUAGCAACGAAAGCGCACCAAGAAAUAGGAAUACAGUUCUUCCGGAUUUUUCUCAAGUAUAUGGGUUCAUAGGCAGCGUCUUUGAUCCAAAUGUGACUGGCCAUUUGCAGAACCUGAAGAAGAUGGAUCCAAUUGAUAUUGAGACAGUGUUAUUGUUGAUGAGAAAUCUGUCUAUCAAUUUGGCUAGUCCCGAUUUUGAGGAUCAUAGAAGGCUACUUUCAUCAUACGAGAUUGACACUGAGAAGGAUAAUGAUUUCGAUGUAACGGAUUCCAUCCUUGACAGUGAAUCUGAGGACGCUACCUAAUUUUGGUAAAGCAUUGGAGUGUUUAAAUUCCUUUUGAUAUUCGAGGAGUACCGUUUAUGAAUCAAUAUAUUAUUACAUGAACAAUGCUCAUUUGUCUGAAUGAGAUUUGCUGGUUUAGUGGCAGGACGUGAGGACUUUUAGCCAUGUCCUAUAGAAAGUUGACAAAUCCUAGAGUUGUAAGUAUAUUUUUUUUUUUUGAAAACUUAUGCUUAUGUACGACUAAUGUGCCUUGUACAUAUUGAGUAGACAAAAUAAAAUGAGAUAAAUAUGUAUUGCGGGAAUGUAAAUUAUGAAACUGAUGUGUAAAUGCAAGUUUUGAUUCACUUGUGCAGUUUUGAUCAUCUUGCAGUUUGUCUAAAAAAAAAUUGAGUUUUGCUUCUUGAAUAACUUAUACGAAGGAAGCUGCAAGAUGUACUACAUAAUCCAAUUUUAAUUUUAUGCGUCUCUCUAUUCCCUGUUUG
Molecule: messenger RNA, 1724 nt
Organism: Erythranthe guttata (spotted monkey flower)
Lineage: Eukaryota; Viridiplantae; Streptophyta; Magnoliopsida; Lamiales; Phrymaceae
Product: protein REVEILLE 6
Molecular function (GO): DNA binding
Source: RefSeq, a predicted model, not a curated record